ACCUCCUUCCACAUUCUGUGGUUAUUUCUCACUGUGCCAGUAGGGACCUAUGCAUACAGUGUCCUUUUUUUGCUAGUUGAGAGAGGACCCAGGAGGGGUCCCAAGGAGGGACUUGAGCCCAGGGCCUCUGUGUUCCCUGGAGCGAAUGUGUUCUUUUAGGCCUGGUCCCACCUUGGCUCCGGACAGGCCUGGCUUCGCAGUGGGGGGAGGAGGCUGCAGAUUGCAGCAGGAAGCACAGCCAACUCUCUUGGGGAAUGUGACCCAAUGUCACCCCACGUUGGAGAAUAAGAGAAUAAUAGCUGGAGUUUUCAGAGUAGAAACACAGUCAUAUUCAGCAUCCCACCAACCUCUAGCAGUGAUUGUCAUUUCGGAUCUUUGUCCAUUCUCAAGUUUUUGCCUUGGGCUGUUAUGAAUGGGGGGAUGACUUGUGCCAUGUGAAUGCGAACUAUGUGAGCUUGUUGACUAACGUGGUAGUAAUAAGAGUGGUGAUGAUUACUGGGGAAAAGUUAGCGAUGGGGGCAGCUUCCCUGCUCUCUGCAUUAUUGCUUUGUUCCCCAGUUUCUGCUCCCCCAGCCUGUGAGUGCACCCCUCUGUCAUAGUUUGCCUGCCCCCUCUCCAAGCAGGUUGCUUUUCUAAGCUCAUGGGUAAAUAUUGACCUACUUGGGUUUCAGAUGCCUGCCCCAUGAAACUCCUGCUGGGCUAGAUAAACACACUGGGAAAACAUCUCUUGAGACUAAGAGCUGCUCUUGGAUAGGCUACAAUGCGAUGACCCGCUCAAUGAGUCCUUGCAAUGGUCAGCACUGUGCUGGCCCCCCCAGGCCACCAGGAUGGGGGGCAGACAGAGGUAGCCCUUCCCCCUGGGGCCUGUGGUCCAGCUGGGAAGAUAGGACUCAUGUACUGGGAAUGCUUGGAGGUUGUGUGCAAGACAGCUGCAAGGAUCCUGAAUGCGGAUUCUUGCCUGAGUAGGAGUAGCUCUCCGUGAACACCGGAUCCCUCCCCUUUCUCUGGUUUUAAGUGGAAUUCAGUCAAGUGCCAAAAUGUCUGCUGCAGACAAUGGGCAAUAUGGUCUGGCAGGAAAGGGAGCUUGGCUAGUGCUCUGUGGGGAGGAGAUGAGAACAGGGACGGGCUGUGGGGGAACUAGGCUGGGAGAAGGGAGUUGCUGUGGUUUGUUAAUCUGCUGGUAUUCAUCUCCCUGACAUGUCCCUGGACCUGCUCCUGGACUUCCAGCUUUUACUGGGGCCUCCUGCCCUAGAUCUCACUCAGUUGCGUGUGUCCAAAGCCCAGUCCCUUUCUUGCUUGUGAUGCAUGCUCUCUUCCUCUCUCCUGUUCUCUCAGCCCCCCGCCACCUCCCCACUUGAACCCUGCAUCUGCCUUCCUCUGAAAUUACCUGGGUUCUUCUGUCUGGUGUGGUUGCUGCCCAAGCUGAGAAGUCUAAGAGCAGGGAAAGAGUUGGAACGGUGCCAGCGGCAGGCAGACGAGGUGACGGAAAUCAUGCUCAACAACUUCGACAAGGUCCUGGAGCGCGAUGGAAAACUGGCAGAGCUGGAGCAGCGUUCUGACCAACUCCUGGACAUGAGCUCAGCCUUCAGCAAGACAACCAAGACCCUGGCCCAGAAGAAGAGCUGGGAGAACAUCCGAUGCCGGAUCUACUUGGGGCUGGUGGUGGGUGGCGGCCUGCUCGUCAUCCUGAUUGUGCUCCUGGCCAUCUUUCUCCCACAGAGCAGUGAGGGCAGCAGUGCCCCACAGGCCCAGGACGCAGGCGCUGCCUCAGGGCCUGGGGACUGACCCAGCUGGGCCUGAGGAGAGGCCGAUGACCAUACUGGCUGGUUCUGGUCUCCAGAGAACCCUGGUGUUUGCUCCCACCUGAGCCACCCAACUGAGUGCUGAAGAGCAUCCCUGAUGUGUGCACCUUUGCAUCUCCUGUCACGCCACAGACUGGCCCUUGAGGGCAGCCUGCUGCACUGGCCAUGCCAGGCCAGCCCCACCUGGAGCUCAGUAAAAGCUGCUGUUUGGUUAAAAGCUGCUGUUUGGCUAAAA
Messenger RNA from Leopardus geoffroyi (Geoffroy's cat), 2037 nucleotides. RefSeq names its product vesicle associated membrane protein 5 (gene VAMP5). The coding region runs from base 1306 to 1785 and encodes 159 amino acids. The record is from RefSeq and is a predicted model, not a curated record. Gene Ontology annotation, biological process: Golgi to plasma membrane protein transport. NCBI's taxonomy places the organism in Eukaryota, Metazoa, Chordata, Mammalia, Carnivora, Felidae. Gene Ontology annotation, cellular component: plasma membrane. The transcript has 3 exons.